CGCUAACCUGGAGCAGGGCUGCCCGUCUCCCACACCCGCGAGGCGAGCAUCAUGGGGGCGGGCGCAUCUCUGCUGGUGCUCCCCGUCGACCGCGAUGACAUGGCCUCGUGCGUCGAGAGCCUGACGGCGCUCCAGCGGAAGCUGGAGUCUUCAGGCGCCUGGACAGCGCAGGAGCGCACGGCCGUGCGCGGCGCGCUGGAGCACAGCCGCGGCGUUUAUUCGAUGCUGAUAGACCAGGCGCCGGCGCAUCGCGACGCUCUGAAGAAAUUGCGAGCGGAGCUCCUGACCAACUUCAGCCGGGUCUACCAGUCCGUCUACGAAAAUCUGUUGGCAAAGGAGCCCGGCUUCGCCGAAUUCAACACCCAGGCGGACCGCUGCGCGAGCAACGCCCCGCGGCAGAAGCCGCGCCAGACGACGCAGCGGCUCGAGCAGCUCUACGAGACUGGGGCGGUGGGCGCUCGCGCGCCGUUCGCGAGCCUCCUCGACGCGGCGCGCGGCGCACUCGCCGGUGCGAGCAUCUCCGUGGCACCGCUGAAAAAGAUGUCGCGCGCGAUCGAGAAGUCGAUGCUCCGCGCGGAAGCGGAACGGCGCGGCGAAGUCGACGGCAUCGUCGACGUCGUCAGAGGCAUGGUCACGUGCGGGAGCAUGAGCGAGCUCGGCGCCGCUCUGACGUUCUUUUCUGAGGCCAAUCAUGGCUGGAAGAUUGUACGCGUAAAGAACCGCUUCGCGGGCGGGCGGACCAGCGGCGGGUGGGCCGACUGCUUGCUGAACAUCGUUCGCUCCGACGACCCUCACCAACACGUUUGCGAGGUCCAGCUCGUUCACGAGAAAAUGCUCCUGCUGCGAAAACAGCUGGGCGGCCACGACGCCUACCACCGCUACCGGACCGCCGACGAGCUGCUCAUCGUCCUCGCCGCCGAUUUGGAGGAGUUAUUGAUCGCUGGACUCGAGAAGGAGCUCACUGAGGCCAAGGGGAAUCGCGACGGGAAGAAGUGCAAAGAGAUCAAGGGGCGCAUCGAGGAGAUCAAAGCUGCGCACAGGGGCGGCAUCCUCAAGAUCAACGCAUUGCAGGCCCGCAUCAUAAAGCUGACGGCCGAGGAAGAGGCUGCCUUCGACAACGACGACUUCGACGAGGGCGAUAGGCUCCACGCGGAGCUCGAAGCCCGCAAGGCCGAACUCCAGGAGCAGCUCAAGCAGGCGAGGCAGCGACAGCUUUCAGUCGAAGCGAUAGACCCAUCGAAGCUCGCCGUGCUGAAGAUGCUCUGGCACUCGGAGAGCGUGCGUUGCGGCGUCCACUGUACUUUUGUGAUGAUCUGGCUUCGUCGUAGGUCACGAGCGUUGCCGUGUUUCCGGACGGGCGGCGCGUCGUGUCUUGUGAUGGGGAAGUUUUAAAGCCAGGUGUGCUCAAAGUCUGGGACGUGGCGACCGGCAAGUGCGUGGCGACGCUGGAAGGGCACUCGAAAGACGUGCGUUGCGGCGUCCGCUGUACUUUUGUGUUGAUGUGUGUUCGUUGUAGGUCAAUUGUGUUGCCAUAUCUCCGGACGGGCGGCGCAUCGUUUCUGCGUCGGACGACAACACGCUCAAGGUGUGGGACGUGGCGACCGGCAAGUGCGUGGCGACGCUGGAAGGGCAUUCGAGUUACGUGCGUUGCGGCGUCCACUGUACGUUUGUGAUGAUCUGGCUUCGUCGUAGGUCAAUUGUGUUGCCGUGUUUCCGGACGGGCGGCGCGUCGUUUCUGCGUCGAGCGACAAGACUCUCAAGGUGUGGGACAUGGCGACCGGCCAGUGCGUGGCGACGCUGGAAGGUUCCUCCCCUGUGCGGCACGCUGCGUCCGCGUUGUGUACGUUCUGUGAUAUGUCUUCCUUGUAGGUUGCUGUGUUUCCGGACGGGCGGCGCGUCGUGUCCGGGUCGGGCGACAACACUCUCAAGGUCUGGGACAUCGCGACCGGCAAAUGCCUAGCGACGCUGAGAGGGCACUCGAAUUACGUGCGUUGCGGUGUCCACUGUACUUUUGUGAUGAUCUAUCUUCGUCGUAGGUCAAGGGCGUCGCGGUGUUUCCGGACGGGCGGCGCGUCGUGUCUGGCUCGAACGACAAGACGCUCAAGGUCUGGGACGUGGCGACCGGCGAAUGCGUGGCGACGCUGAAAGGGCACUCGAGCGACGUGCGUUGCGGCGUCCGCUGUACUUUUGUGAUGAUCUGGCUUCGUCGUAGGUCUCGAGCGUUGCCGUCUUUCCGGACGGGCGGCGCGUCGUUUCUGGGUCG
This is a messenger RNA of Pelagomonas calceolata, 2263 nucleotides long. NCBI's taxonomy places the organism in Eukaryota, Pelagophyceae, Pelagomonadales, Pelagomonadaceae. The record is from the annotation of a GenBank genome assembly.